GUUAUGCGGCACCCACAGCACCACUUGUCAUGGGCUGAUGAGGAAGGCACAGCAGUGGGCUUAGUGAAAAAUGCAAAGCUGAGGAAGCCCUCAGUGACCUCAGACUUCAGCGUGAAACAGAAGUGGGAGAUCUACAGUGACAGUAAAGAAACUCAGAAAGAAGUUGAUUUUCAAAUGAAAAUUCUCGUCGUAGAUGGAGAGCUAACAGCCCUGCAGCACUGGGAUACGGCUGGCCAGGAGAGGCAAGUGCUUUCCAUAAUACUUUGA
Molecule: messenger RNA, 267 nt
Organism: Mesoplodon densirostris (Blainville's beaked whale)
Lineage: Eukaryota; Metazoa; Chordata; Mammalia; Artiodactyla; Ziphiidae
Product: ras-related protein Rab-19-like
Exons: 3
Coding region: 4-267 (87 amino acids)
Molecular function (GO): GTP binding; GTPase activity
Source: RefSeq, a predicted model, not a curated record